Messenger RNA from Durotheca rogersii, 363 nucleotides. Its product is annotated as CST complex subunit Ten1. The transcript has 2 exons. Gene Ontology annotation, cellular component: CST complex. The record is from RefSeq and is a predicted model, not a curated record. Lineage: Eukaryota; Fungi; Ascomycota; Sordariomycetes; Xylariales; Xylariaceae. Gene Ontology annotation, biological process: telomere capping. The coding region runs from base 1 to 363 and encodes 120 amino acids. Gene Ontology annotation, molecular function: single-stranded telomeric DNA binding.
AUGCCUUGGCCCCAACCUAUAGAGUACUCUGCCGCUCCUGGCGCUGUAACAGGAUACUCGACCCAGUCAGCCACUUUGACCCUUCAGCACGAGUAUCCGAAGGGAAGCAAGGCCAAAGUUGGCGCUGAUGUCACCCUUCUUCUCCAGAACCUCAAAUCCGAGCAGACGGAUAUUGGCCAAUGGGUCCAUGUUAUUGGCUAUAUUACCUCUAUCGGGCAAGCAUUGGCCAAAGCCACGACGACCUCUGAAAUAGCGGCUCCUGCCGCAAUCGCAAGCGUUGGGGUGCAGGCUCUCGUACUCUGGACCGCCGAAGACCUAGAUAUUUCGUCUUACGAGCAGACCCUCGCGUCCGAGACUGAAUGA